Octodon degus (degu) is the source of this 6793-nucleotide messenger RNA. RefSeq names its product additional sex combs like 3, transcriptional regulator (gene Asxl3). The record is from RefSeq and is a predicted model, not a curated record. Lineage: Eukaryota; Metazoa; Chordata; Mammalia; Rodentia; Octodontidae. Gene Ontology annotation, biological process: positive regulation of transcription by RNA polymerase II; animal organ morphogenesis. The coding region runs from base 191 to 6793 and encodes 2200 amino acids. The transcript has 13 exons. Gene Ontology annotation, molecular function: peroxisome proliferator activated receptor binding; chromatin binding; DNA binding. Gene Ontology annotation, cellular component: PR-DUB complex.
CAACUCACCAAUGACAGCAAAGCAGAUACUGGAAGUCAUUCAGAAAGAAGGAUUAAAAGAAACAAGAAAAACUGAGAAAAGAGUGUCAUUAUAGAAGCUGCCUAAGAGAUAUGAAUACAGACAUAGAUUGGUCUUUGGCCAUGUGAGAAAUACAUUCCUUGGAACCUCUCCAUUAGCCUGUCUGAAUGCAAUGCUUCACACUAACACUCGGAUAGGGGAUGGAUCGUUCUUCAAAAUCCCUGGCAAGGCUGGCCUGUAUGCUCUCAAAAAAGAAGAGUCAUGCCCAGCGGAUGGAGAGUUGGAUUUAGCUUGUGAAUCUGAACCAGAUGGCACAGAGAUGGCUGAGGCAAACGUCAGUGGAGAGGAGAACGGAGUUGGUACGAAGCAGGUAACUGAUGAAGCAUCUUCCACUCGAGAUUCGAGCCUUACUAACACAGCAGUGCAGAGCAAGUUAGUGUCUUCCUUCCAGCAGCACACCAAAAAGGCUCUGAAGCAGGCUUUGAGACAGCAGCAGAAAAGAAGAAAUGGAGUCUCAAUGAUGGUAAACAAGACUGUCCCUCGUGUCGUGCUGACACCCCUGAAGGUGUCUGAUGAGCAGUCGGAUUCGCCUUCAGGAUCUGAAUCUAAAAAUGGUGAAGCAGACAGUUCAGAUAAAGAAAUGAAACAUGGGCAAAAAUCUCCCACUGGAAAACAAACAAGUCAGCACUUAAAAAGAUUAAAAAAGUCUGGUUUAGGACACUUGAAAUGGACCAAAGCUGAGGACAUUGACAUAGAAACCCCAGGAUCUAUUCUUGUCAACACUAACUUGAGGGCAUUAAUAAAUAAACAUACGUUUGCUUCCUUACCUCAGCAUUUCCAGCAAUACCUCCUUCUUUUGCUCCCAGAAGUGGAUAGGCAGAUGGGAAGUGAUGGAAUUUUACGUCUCAGUACUUCAGCCCUAAAUAAUGAAUUCUUUGCAUAUGCAGCACAAGGGUGGAAACAGCGACUGGCAGAAGGAGAGUUUACCCCUGAAAUGCAGUUACGAAUAAGGCAAGAAAUUGAAAAGGAAAAGAAAACAGAACCUUGGAAAGAAAAAUUUUUUGAGAGGUUUUAUGGAGAAAAGUUGGGCAUAUCAAGAGAGGAAUCUGUGAAGCUCACUUCUGGACCAAACAAUGAUGGAGCUGAAGGUAGUUCCUCAGGUGGGACCUCUGGCCUUCUGGGUUCUUCAGCACAGGCCACCUUGGAAGAACAACAGCCCAAAAGCCUGAAAAAUCCAGCUUCUCCAGAGUCCAAUUACUGUGCUACACUCUGUCCUAUGGUAGAAGUUCCAGCUAAAGAUGUGAUGGUGGAAUCAGAAUCGGAGGAUAUUUUGAUCCCUGAGGAAUCUGUGAUUCAGGAAGAAGUUGCAGAAGAGGUAGAGACUAGUAUUUGUGAAUGCCAAAAUGAAAAUCAUAAGACUAUACCUGAAUUUUCUGAGGAAUCUGAAAGCUCACCCACCUCUCAUGAUGAGCCCCAAUUAGCACCUCCAGAAGGUAACUUGGAAUCCUGUGUUAUGAUGAAUGAUGUCUUAGAAACUUUGCCUCAUAUUGAAGUUAAGAUUGAAGAGAAAUCAGAAUCACCCCAGGAAGAAAUGUCAGUUGUCAUUGAUCACAUAGAAGUUUGUGACUCUCUUAUUCCUUCUACUUCAUCUGUGCCUCAUGUCAGUGAUUUAGAACAUAAGGAACCAGAAACUGCAGUAGAGAACAAUAUUUGCAAAAUAAAAACAGGGUCAUCUUCUCUAGAUGGCCAGUUCCCAAGUGAAGCAAUUGCUGUAGACAUGGAGCUCCAGAGUGACCCUGAUGAACAGCUUUCUGAAAAUGCAUGCAUCUCUGAAACCUCCUUCUCUUCUGAGAGCCCAGAGGGAGCCUGCACUAGCCUGCCCUCCCCAGGAGGAGAAGCCCAGUCUACGUCAGAAGAAUCAUGCACUCCAGCCUCCCUUGAAAUGACAUUUUGCUCUGAGGUCUCCAGCACUGAACAUACAGACAAAUAUAGUCAGAGAAAUGCCACUGACGAAAACCUUCAUGCAUCUUUGAUGUCAGAAAUAUCUCCAGUAUCCACCUCACCUGAAAUAUCAGAAGCAUCUCUUCUGUCCAACUUACCACUAACAUCUGAAGCAUCACCAGUAUCCAACUUACCUUUAACUUCAGAAACAUCACCGAUGUCUGAUUUACCUUUGACAUCAGAAACUUCUUCAGUGUCUUCCAUGCUUCUCACCUCUGAGACCACUUUUGUAUCCAGCUUGCCACUUCCUUCAGAGACAUCUCCAAUUUCUAAUUCUUCCAUGAGUGACAGAAUGGUGCAUCAACAAAGAAAAUCACCUUCUGGGUCUGAAGAAGCCCUCUCUCUACAGAAAGAUGAACCUUCUGUCCCUCCCAAAUCUCUGGGCGAGAACCUUAUCUCCCAGCAGAAACCUCUGCCCAAUGCUCCUGAAUCUAUCAAAAUGGGUUCUUGUGCUAUUGCUCCUGAAGCAUUUCCUUCUGAAGAACUGCAUGGUAAGACCGUGAGUCAGCAGCCUUGUAAAUCACAUAUUGAAAUUGAAAAGCCCUGUCCUCUGUCCAUUGGAGACCUUCCUGCUACAGAAGUGAUGAAAGCUAAAAAUCACAGUGUCCUGCCAAGAACUGAAAAGAAAGGGGUGUCUUCGCCUUUAGAAUUAUCUGUCUUUUCUGAAGAUUUAGAGACUAAGGGAAAUGAGCUUCCACCAACUAAAUUACAGGACAAACAGUAUGUCUCACCAGUAGAUAAGGCUGCAUUUUCAGAAGGUUUGAGAACUAAAACACAUAAGCAAGGGAACACACAGAAUCGAUUGGAGACUUCACAUACUUGCAAGUCAUCAGAACCCUCCAAAUCACCUGAUGGCUUAAGAAAUGAAAGUAGAGAAUCAGAAAUAUCAAAGAGGAAAACUGCAGAGCAGCAUAGCUUUGGCAUCUGUAAAGAAAAGAGAGCUAGGAUAGAGGAUGAUCAGUCUACACGGAAUACAUCAUCCAGUAGCCCACCAGAGAAAGAACAGCCUCCAAGAGAAGAACCCAAGGUCCCACCACUCAAGAUCCAGCUUUCCAAAAUUGGACCACCUUUUAUCAUCAAGAGUCAACCAGUCUCCAAACCAGAGUCUCGAGCAUCCAGUAGCAGCACAUCGGUCAGCGGGGGGAGAAACACAGGAGCCAGGACCCUCGCAGACAUCAAGGCUCGCGCCCAGCAAGCCCGUGCCCAGCGUGAGGCUGCUGCAGCCGCUGCUGUCGCUGCCGCGGCGAGCAUUGUCACUGGAGCCAUGGGGAGCCCGGGAGAGGGUGGGAAGGCGAGAACCCUGGCACACAUCAAGGAGCAGACCAAGGCUAAGCUCUUUGCAAAGCACCAAGCACGAGCCCACCUCUUCCAGACCUCUAAGGAGACGCGCUUACCUUCUCUCAGCUCCAAGGAAGGGCCUCCCAACUUGGAAGUCUCUUCUACCCCUGAAACAAAAAUAGAAGGUUCCACUGGUGUCAUUAUCGUCAAUCCAAACUGCAGAUCUCCUAGCAACAAGUCUGCACACCUCCGGGAGACCACCACUGCACUACAGCCGUCUCUUAACCCUGCCCAGCUUCCAGAAACUGCUACUGACUUACCUGUGCAUAGUUCUGAUGAAAACAUACCCGUGUCACAUUUAUCCGAGAAAAUUGUUUCAUCUACCUCUUCUGAAAGUAGCAGUGUGCCCAUGCUUUUUAAUAAAAAUUCUGUCCCUGUGUCUGUUUGCAGCACUGCUAUGUCGGCAGCAAUUAAAGAACAUCCCUUUGUGAGUUCUGUUGACAAAUCCUCUGUUCUAAUGUCUGUUGACAGUGCAAACACUACAAUUUCUGCUUGUAAUAUAAGCAUGUUAAAAACCAUCCAGGGAACUGACACUCCAUGCAUAGCCAUUAUACCAAAAUGUAUUGAAAGCACUCCUAUCCUGGCCACUACAGAGGGCGCCGGCAUGUCGAGCCCCAUGGAUGAUAAGCCGCUGCUAGUGCCAAGCAGCAGCGCUACUAACUUAGUCUCCAGUCACUACACCCCUGUGCCAACUCCCUCUAUUGGAAAUAACUUGCCAAACCAUCUCUCCACUAGCUCGGUCUUGAUUCCCCCAACGGGAGUUAGCAACAGAUUUCCUUCUGAGAAGAUAGCCAUGCCUGGGAGUGAAGAACAGGCCCCUGUCUCCGUGGGUACCACUGUGAGAGCAGCCCUCAGCUGCAGCGACUCAGCAGCAGUCACCGACUCUCUGAUUGCGCGCCCACCCAUCACAAUGUUUACUGGAAACACGCUAACUAUAAGCUCGUAUGAGAGUCCUCCCAAGUUAAGUGCUGAAAGCUUGGACAGAAAUUCAGGGCUUCGAAACAGGGCGGACAAUUCUGGGAAACUUCAGCAGGCACCAGGGGGCUUUGCACCAGCAGCCAUAAACAGAUCGAUUCCCUGUAAAGUCAUUGUUGACCACAGCACCACACUGACCUCCAGCUUGUCUCUGACUGUCUCCAUUGAAAGUACAGAAGCCAGCUUGGACCUCCAGAGCAGGUCUGUGAGGACAGAAGUAUCUAUCCAGCCCAUGACGUGUCCUCAGGUGUCUGUCAUUAGCAGGCCGGAGCCGGUGGCCACUGAAAGCCUAGAUCACAGUUCUAGUUUCAUUGUUCCCUCUGUAGCCAAACAAGACUGUAAAACCUUGCAGGCCCCCUGUGCCAGUCUCCGAGAAAUACCCCUUGUUCCAGAUAAAUUAAAUGAGGUGACUGCUUCUAGCCAUAGCUUUGCUGAGCAGUCAUGUAACCCAGCUACUUUCAAAAGUGAAGCAGACAUAGCCUGUAGCAAUCAGUAUAACCCAGGAAACCGGAUUUGCUGGAACGAUGAUGUUACAAGAAGCACAGGACAGACUCUGGUUAGUCAUUCAGGCUCAAGUAAACAGAAAGACUACCCAGAGCAGAGCUGCCCAAAGGCCAUCAAAACUGAGCACACCAGCUACUCCCAAGUGUCAGAACUUCACCCCAGAAAUCUCAUAGCCAGUGUCAGUCUUCCAGUAAAGUCUGAACCUCAUGAAGUAGAAAAGGGCUUUAGAAUGGAAACCGAAGAUUUCCCUGGCCCUGAUCUGCCACCCCCAGCUCCAGAAGUGGUCUCCAGUGUGCAACAAAUGCAGAACAUAAAAGCUUCCACCUCCAGUCCCAUGGAAGAGGCCAUUUCCUCCACUCCAGACACCUUGAAAAGAGUUGGGAGUGCAGGAAGCUCAAGCUGUCGCCUGUCAUCCGUGGAGGCUAACAACCCACUGGUGACUCAGUUAUUGCAGGGCAACUUGCCUUUGGAAAAAGUGUUGCCGCAGCCCAGGUUGGGAGCCAAGCUGGAAAUCAACAGGCUUCCUCUGCCCCUUCAAGCUACCUCAGUGGGUAAAACAGCACCAGAGAGGAACAUUGCCGAAAUGCCGUCCAGCUCUCCAAAUCCAGACGGCAAGGGGUACUUGGCAGGGACACUUGUGCCACCACAGAUGAGAAAACGAGAAAACCACCCCAAGAAGAGAGUAGCCAGGGCUGUGGGGGAGCACACUCAAAUUAAGUGUGAACCAGGGAAACUGUCUGUGGACCCGGAUGUGAAAGGGGUGCCAUGUGUCAUCAGUUCUGGCAUUAGCCAGUUAGGACACAGCCAGCCGUUUAAGCAAGAGUGGCUGAACAAGCACUCUAUGCAGAGCAGAAUCGUGCACAGCCCUGAGGUCAAACAGCAAAAGCGGCUGCUCCCUGCCUGCAGCUUCCAGCAGAGCUUGUUUCAUGUGGAUAAAAAUGGCGGCUUCCACACAGAUGCUGGUACCUCACACAGACAGCAGUUUUACCAAAUGCCCUUGGCUGCCAGGGGUCCCAUGCCCACUGCAGCGCUACUGCAGACACCUUCCAAGACCCCAGCGGGCUGUAAUGCAUUUGCCUUCAAUAGGCAUCUUGAACAGAAGGGACUGGGAGAGGGUAGUCUACCUUCAGCACCUCACCAGCUGAAGCUAGCCAACAUGUUGUCCCCUAACAUGCCCAUAAAAGAAGGUGACGAAGUGGGAGGCACUGUGCACACAAUGUCCAACAAAGCACUAGCACAUCCUCCACUGCCUCCACCACCGCCUCCCCCUCCUCCUCCACCCCCUCCACCCUUGGCCUUGCCCCCACCUCCCCCACCACCACCCCCUCCACUACCUCCACCUCUCCCUAAUGUGGAAGUCCCAUCCGAUCAAAAGCAACCACCAGUUUCCAUGGAAACCACCAAGAGACUUAGUUGGCCACAGUCCACGGGCAUAUGUAGCAAUAUAAAAUCGGAACCUCUUUCUUUUGAGGAAGGUUUAAGCAGCAGCUGUGAACUGGGCAUGAAACAAGUUUCCUAUGACCAGAAUGAAAUGAAAGAACAGUUAAAAGCAUUUGCGCUAAAAAAUGCAGAUUUCUCUUCCUAUCUGCUUUCUGAGCCACAGAAGCCGUUUACUCAAUUAGCUGCUCAGAAAAUGCAGGUGCAGCAGCAACAGCAGCUCUGUGGAAAUUACCCAACAAUACACUUUGGCAGCACAAGCUUCAAAAGAGCGGCGUCUGCGAUUGAAAAGUCCAUUGGGAUUUUGGGAAGUGGCUCCAGCCCCGCCACGGGCCUGCCAGGUCAGAAUGCUCAGAUGCCCGUUCAGAACUUUGCCGACGGCAGCAACGCGGACGAGUUGGAACUGCGAUGCUCUUGCAGGCUGAAAGCCAUGAUUGUGUGCAAAGGCUGCGGGGCCUUCUGCCAUGACGACUGCAUAGGCCCUUCCAAACUCUGUGUAGCUUGCCUGGUGGUGCGGUAA